Molecule: messenger RNA, 570 nt
Organism: Aricia agestis (brown argus)
Lineage: Eukaryota; Metazoa; Arthropoda; Insecta; Lepidoptera; Lycaenidae
Product: lysozyme-like
Exons: 5
Coding region: 96-548 (150 amino acids)
Molecular function (GO): lysozyme activity
Source: RefSeq, a predicted model, not a curated record
GGAUCAACAAUGUCUAACUAACACUCGAGCGCGCAGGUCUCGUGUUAAUCGUAACAAUAAGGAAAACACUGUGUUUAUAAACAGGAAAACUCAAGAUGAGAGUUACUGUGUUUGUUGUAAUGGUGAUCUGCAUGGUGUGUGCCUCAGAAGCGAAAGUAGCCAACCUGACAGAAGCGUGCUUCCGUUGUCUGUGCAUGGCCCCAACCCGCUGCUCUGCGCCCAAGCGCUGCUUCGGCGACUUCUGCGGCCCUUUCAACCUGUCCAAGGAUUACUGGUUGGACGCCGGCCAGCCUACACUGCUAAAUAACGAUCCAGAGAGGAAGGGAGCGUUCGAGGAUUGUGCUAAGGAUUACGAGUGCGCCAAGACCAUUGUCGCGGGGUACUUGGAAAAAUUCGUUACGGACUGUAACAACGACGGCGUGAUCGACUGCCUCGACCACAUGAUGGUGAAUGCCAACGGCAGGUACGACUGUUCCACCCCCCUGGAGACCACCACCGUCGGCCGGCGCUGGUUAGCCGCUUACGAGAAAUGUAAGGUGGAUCUGUGAAUAAAAUAAAUGUUUGGUUGUA